AUGAUAUCUAGUGGCGUCUUCGGCCAUACGUUCCUCAACAACCUAAUUAUCGAUGGUAAAGAUACUGGCACUGGAAAAUGCAUCCGGCCAGUUACAGACAUCUGCCCAGUCAAGGCAGGCUCCAAAAUAGGCGUAGAGUGGCACCACGACACUGGCGGUCCCACGGACAGAGUCAUUUCCGAGUCCCACCGCGGCCCUUGUCUAGUUUACAUGGCCCGCAUGGACCAGCCCAUCGCCGGCGCAGUGUGGUUUAAAAUAUAUGAGGAAGGAUACAACUCCAAGACCAAGCAGUGGUGCACAGACAAAAUAAGAGCAAGCCACGGUGUUUUAAACAUUACCAUUCCGGCCAACAUCCAAAGCGGCAAUUACUUGCUAAGAACAGAAAUCAUUGCUCUCCAUGAAGCCCAGAAAAAAGGAUACGCCCAGUUUUAUCCUAAUUGCGCACAGGUAAACGUUGUUGGUGGCGGCAGUGCCAAGCCCCAGGGCUACAAGAUUCCGGGAAUUUACAAGGCUGAUGACCCCGGAAUCUUUGUCAACUAUCGUAAGGAUCCUACUAGCUACGUCAUUCCUGGCCCUCCCGUCUAUAUGCCUGGUAAUGUCAAAGUAGAGAGGUUUUAUACUUCUUCAGCUGGCAACUGA
Kickxella alabastrina is the source of this 639-nucleotide messenger RNA. Its product is annotated as glycoside hydrolase family 61 protein-like protein. The coding region runs from base 1 to 639 and encodes 212 amino acids. The transcript is spliced from 2 exons. The record is from RefSeq and is a predicted model, not a curated record. NCBI's taxonomy places the organism in Eukaryota, Fungi, Kickxellomycota, Kickxellomycetes, Kickxellales, Kickxellaceae.